Trichogramma pretiosum is the source of this 1473-nucleotide messenger RNA. RefSeq names its product zinc finger protein OZF-like. Gene Ontology annotation, molecular function: DNA-binding transcription factor activity; RNA polymerase II cis-regulatory region sequence-specific DNA binding. The record is from RefSeq and is a predicted model, not a curated record. NCBI's taxonomy places the organism in Eukaryota, Metazoa, Arthropoda, Insecta, Hymenoptera, Trichogrammatidae. Gene Ontology annotation, biological process: regulation of transcription by RNA polymerase II. The coding region runs from base 124 to 1473 and encodes 449 amino acids. The transcript has 3 exons.
UUCAGUUCUUCCGUUUGCUCACGUUAGCUCGUCGACCUUUAGAUUUCAUGAUCUGUAAUACUAAUUACUUUUCAUUGCAUUGGAUUUAUAGGAAAGUAGUCGAGUGGGUUUAUAUUUAAAAAAAUGGAGUCUAGUGUCAACUAUGUGGUCAAAGUAAAAGAAGAACCUCAAGAUAUGUGCUAUAACGAAAUUGAUGAUAGCGGAAAGAAAAAUCAAGCAGCUGAUACUAAAAAUUUGCGAUAUCUCAGAUGUGAACAAAAAAACACCAUUCAUACACUUGAAGAACCCGAAGGAAUUAAUGGAUUUCAACCUAACCAAGAAAUUAAAGUAGAGUUCGAAUGCAAAGAUGUGAAGCCGAACGUGAAUUUAUCAAUACCCAAUCAAGCGGGCGGAGGAAUUCAUGAAAAUCAACCUAACCAAGAAAUCAAAAUAGAAUUAGAGUGCAAAGAUAUGAAGCCCAAUGUGAGUGUGUUGGUAACCGAUGAAAUACAAUCACCGUCGAUUAAAGUAGAAACCGAGAGAAUAGUAAAAUUUACCGACAGCAAACUGAAAAGAGAAAAUAUGAAAAUGCACACUCCAGUAAAUGAAAGUAAACAAUCUACCGAAUGUGAGGCAUGUUUCAAAAAAUUUAAUACUAAAGCAGCUCUGAAAAAGCAUACUAAUUCGGUGCAUAAUCGUAUUGCAAAGCCAUGUUACAUUUGUGGAAAAGCUUUUAAAACGAAAAAUUAUAUGAAAAGACAUAUUGAUUCGGUGCACAAUAAUUUAAAGUCUUACCACUGUGAUACAUGUGGAAAAUCAUUUACACAAAAAUAUACUCUGAAAAGACAUAAUGAUUCGGUGCACAAUAAUUCAAAGUCUUACCACUGUGAUACAUGUGGAAAGUCAUUUACACAAAAAUUUACUCUGAAAAGUCAUACUGAUUCGGUGCAUAAUAAGAUCACUCACGCAUGUGAUACAUGUGGCAAGAUAUUUUCACAAAAAGAUACUCUCAGGAAACAUGUCAAAGCGUUGCAUGGUUAUAAUAAUACUCCUACUUGCGAUUUAUGUAAAAAGACAUUUGCACGAAUGUAUAAUCUUAGAUUUCAUAUGGAUUCAGUGCAUAAUAAGAUAAUAACUCACCCAUGUGACACGUGCGGCAAGAUAUUUUCACGAAAAGAUCAUCUGAAAAGCCACGUGGAUUCGGUACAUAAUAAGAUAACUCACCCAUGUAAUACGUGCGGCAAGACAUUUUCACGAAAAAAUAAACGGAAAAUUCAUAUAGAUUUUGUGCAUAAAAAGAUCAAUUACUCGUGUGAAAUGUGUGGAAAUGCAUUUAAAAUGAAGAGCGAUCUGAACAUACAUAUUGAUUCAGUACAUAAUGGUAUCAAACAUCCAUGUCACAUCUGUAGAAAAUCAUUUACACAAAAGCGUAAUCUCAAAGCCCAUAUUGAUUCAGUGCAUAAUGAUCGGAAAUAUUACAAUUGCUAUGUAUAA